AUGAAAGUAAUUGAUUUGAAUAUUGCCAUAGACAAAAGUAAAAUACAAAAGGAUAAAAUCGUAGGAACAAAUUCUAUUUUUACGAUUAAGAGAGAUGGAACUUAUAAAGCCAGAAUUGUUUGUAGAGGCGAUCAACAAACAAGCAGUAGUUAUAAUGAUAUUGAAACAUCCAUUUUAAGUCUUGAUUCAUUGCGAAUUCUAUUGAUUAUUGCUAACAAUAAGAAGAUGAAAUUAAAGACUUUAGAUAUCAACCAUGCAUUUUUAUAUGCAACCUUAAAUGAAGAGUUGUAUAUACAACAUCCAAAAAAUGCAAGAAAGGUUACUCCAUUAAGAAAGGCAUUGUAUGGACUAAAACAAAGCCCUAAAAGAUGGAAUGAAACCUUAAAAGAGUCUAUGAAUGGUAUGGGUCUAUAUGAUAAUAUUUACUCACCUGGAUUAUUCGUUUCAAAGGAUGGUAAUUUAAUGAUAGCAGCAUAUGUUGAUGAUUGUAUAAUUGCUGCUAGAACAGAUCAAGAAUUAGAUGAAUUUAUAAAUACAUUGGAAAAACAAUUCUCAAUAAAAAUAGUUGGUGGAAUGAAAAAUAAUAUGCUUAAUACAGAUAUUUUGGGAAUGGAUUUGAAUUAUGAUUAUGAAAAAGGGGAGAUAGCAUUAAGCAUGACUAGCUAUAUAAAGAGAUUAGAAAAGGAACAUCCAAUGAUAUUAAAUGAUAAAUUAAAAGAAGAAAUGAUUCCAGAUAUUGAUAAGUUUAAAAUAAAUCCAAAACAAGAUAAAUUAAUUAUGACUAAAGAGGAAUACAAGAAGAAAGUAAGAUAUUUACAAGAGUUAAUCGGUAAAUUAAAUUAUAUUAGGUCUAGAGGAAGAAUUGAUAUAGAAUGUGCAGUAAGUAAAAUGGCUCGAUUAGUUUUAUAUCCUCAUAAAAAGGUAAUUGAGUUAACCGAACAAAUACUAAAAUAUGUUUAUAAAACACAAGAUACAAAGACUGUUUUUAAAAGAGAAGAAGUAGAAAAUAUAUCAAACAUCACGGUGAUUUCAGAUGCUUCGCUAGCAUCUGAAUUUGAUCUUAAAUCAAGAUGUGGUGCAUUAAUAUGGUUAGGAAACAAUUUUUUCCAUGGAUUUUCAAAAAAAUCAUCAAUUUUAUGUACAUCAUCAGCAGAAGCUGAAUUAGAUGCCAUAAAUCAGGCUGAGAAAAUUGCAUUGCUAUUAAAAUUGAAAUUAGAAAAGAUGAUGGAUUUUAAAAACAUAAGAAUAUGUGUAAUUACUGAUUCCAAACCAGCAUUGGACUGGUUGAAACAAGAUUAUUUUAAAGCAAGAACCAAAUUUUUGGGACUUAGAAUUGAAAGAUUAAAAGAAAGAAUAUUAGAUUCAGACUUAAGUCUAAGAAAAAUCAGUGGAAAAGAAAAUCCUGCAGAUCCAUUAACAAAAUCCACUACUAAUAAAGAUAUAAAUAAAUUAAGAAUGAUUGUACAACAUGAAUUAACACCCAAAGAGUUGCUUCCAAUCACUGUCCUCUGGAAUGCUGGUAAUGGAAAUCAUUAA
Molecule: messenger RNA, 1536 nt
Organism: Arxiozyma heterogenica
Lineage: Eukaryota; Fungi; Ascomycota; Saccharomycetes; Saccharomycetales; Saccharomycetaceae
Exons: 1
Coding region: 1-1536 (511 amino acids)
Source: RefSeq, a predicted model, not a curated record